ACCCAAGCUCUUUCAUAUCAACUCCUCCCUGGGAAAAUCUCGUAUACAGGUCUUUGUUAAAUUUUCUGCUAUAUAGAGAGAAUUCCCACACAUACUUUCAGAUCAUAUAACAGAAAUGAAGCCUGUUUUUGCAGCUAUUUUUCUUCUGUGCCUUGUUUUCAGUUCCUCUUUGUUUGAGGUCACAAUGGCUGCCUCGGGAUUCUGUGACUCGAAGUGCUCAGUGAGGUGCUCCAAAGCAGGAAUUAAAGACCGGUGCUUGAAGUACUGUGGGAUUUGCUGUGAAAAGUGCAAGUGCGUGCCAUCUGGGACUUAUGGGAACAAGCACGAGUGCCCUUGCUACAGGGACAUGAAGAACUCCAAGGGCAAACCCAAGUGCCCUUGAUGUUGUAUAAUGAUGCCGAGUGUUACAGAUGUAUGUCUGCAUGUUGAGCUGGGUCGUAAAACUACUAGUAAUUAGGUCGUCGCUAGAAUAUCAAUCAGCUGGGAAAAUAACGUGGAUGAUCUGUGUCUAUUCCGGUAAUUGCCACCGGAAUACCCUACAACCUGAAUACCGUUCCGGUUAAAUUAGCAGUAUUAUUCAUAAUAAAAAUAAUAAUCUAUAUUUAUAAAA
Populus trichocarpa (black cottonwood) is the source of this 610-nucleotide messenger RNA. RefSeq names its product peamaclein. Lineage: Eukaryota; Viridiplantae; Streptophyta; Magnoliopsida; Malpighiales; Salicaceae. Bases 116 to 382 code for a protein of 88 amino acids. The record is from RefSeq and is a predicted model, not a curated record. The transcript is spliced from 2 exons.